GAAACCUCCUGUAACCAAUGGAGCAGCGACCCUUCGGUGACUUACUGCGACGACUUCUGCACGACGUUACAUGAUGCAACAUCCGAGUUGAGGAAGUCGCGGCGGCACGUUGCGGGUGGUAAGGCGGCUGCUUGUUGGAGGUGAUGUCCUUGGAGGUGACCAGGGCAACCGCGGGGAUGGUGCUUGCAGAGCUUUAUGUCUCGGACCGAGAGGGAAGUGAUGCUACUGGUGAUGGAACCAAGGAGAAACCUUUUAAAACAGGUCUUAAGGCUUUGAUGACAGCUGGAAAAGAACCUUUUCCUACCAUUUACGUAGAUUCACAAAAAGAAAAUGAGAGGUGGGAUGUUAUUUCUAAAUCACAGAUGAAGAACAUUAGAAAAAUGUGGCACAGGGAACAGAUGAAGAGUGAAUCCCGAGAAAAGAAAGAGGCGGAAGACAAUCUGCGAAGAGAGAAGAACCUGGAAGAAGCAAAGAAGAUUACCAUAAAAAAUGAUGCAAGUCUCCCAGAGCCAAAAUGUGUGAAGAUUUGUGCAUUAGAAGGGUAUCGAGGUCAAAGAGUGAAGGUAUUUGGCUGGGUCCACAGGCUGCGUAGGCAAGGAAAGAAUUUAAUGUUUCUUGUGUUGCGAGAUGGUACAGGUUAUCUUCAGUGCGUCUUGUCAGAUGAUCUGUGUCAGUGUUACAAUGGAGUAGUCUUGUCCACUGAGAGUAGUGUUGCAGUGUAUGGCAUGCUAAAGCUCACCCCAAAGGGCAAGCAGGCUCCAGGGGGCCAUGAGCUGAGUUGUGACUUCUGGGAACUGAUUGGAUUGGCCCCUGCUGGAGGUGCUGAUAACUUGAUCAAUGAGGAGUCUGAUGUUGACGUCCAGCUCAACAACAGACACAUGAUGAUCCGGGGAGAAAACAUGUCCAAAAUCCUAAAAGCACGUUCCGUGAUCACCAGGUGCUUUAGAGAGCACUUCUUCGAUAGGGGGUACUACGAAGUCACUCCUCCAACAUUAGUGCAAACACAGGUGGAAGGCGGGGCCACACUCUUCAAGCUGGAUUAUUUUGGAGAAGAGGCAUACCUGACACAGUCCUCUCAGCUGUACCUGGAGACCUGCAUUCCAGCUCUGGGAGAUGUUUUUUGUAUCGCACAGUCAUACAGGGCAGAACAGUCCAGAACACGAAGGCAUCUGGCUGAAUACACUCACGUGGAAGCAGAGUGCCCUUUCCUGACCUUUGAGGAGCUCCUGAACCGAUUGGAGGACUUGGUUUGUGACGUGGUAGAAAGAGUCAUGAAAUCGUCCGCAGCAGGCAUAGUGCGAGAGCUCAACCCGAACUUCAAGCCCCCCAAACGGCCUUUCAGACGGAUGAACUAUUCAGAUGCUAUUGUGUGGCUAAAAGAACACAAUAUAAAGAAAGAAGAUGGAACUUUCUACGAAUUUGGAGAGGAUAUCCCAGAAGCUCCUGAGAGACUCAUGACGGAUACCAUUAAUGAGCCGAUCCUGCUGUGUCGGUUUCCCGUGGAGAUCAAGUCCUUCUACAUGCAGCGGUGUCCCGAGGAUUCUCGCCUCACCGAAUCUGUUGACGUGUUGAUGCCCAAUGUUGGUGAGAUUGUGGGAGGCUCAAUGCGUAUCUGGGAUAAUGAAGAAUUACUGGCAGGUUAUAAAAGAGAAGAAAUUGACCCCACUCCCUAUUACUGGUAUACAGAUCAGCGAAAAUAUGGCACCUGUCCACAUGGAGGGUAUGGCCUGGGCUUAGAACGAUUCCUAACCUGGAUUCUGGAUAGGUAUCACAUCCGAGAUGUAUGCUUAUACCCUCGAUUUGUCCAGCGCUGCAAGCCGUAACCAGCUCCCCCUGAGACAUUAAGAGAAGAACACAGUUGAUGGAAGGAACAAACUGCCUCUUUAAACAAAAACAAAAAGCCAAAAUCUUCCCCUUUUUAUUCCACCGAGUUAUAUCCAUUUCUGUUUUCCCUUUGUUUUUUCUUCCUGCUACCACGAAAAGCAAUCCAAAUCAUUGGAAUAUCAGGUGACGUUGAUGUCCGUUUAAGAAAAAAUACCCAUAACAAAGUUUGGGGGAAAUAUGUGGCAUGUAGCUCUGCCGUUAUGAAUACGUUUCAACAUUUUAUCCAGUUUUAGGUUAUAAUCUUUGUCAUACAUACCACAUCUAUAAUUAAAUAGUUUUCAAUUACAGUCUGAGACAUUCCAGUAACUUAAUCUUUCUGCCCUUUUAAGUGUAACUGGAAUUCUUUAACUUUAUCAUUUUAUUGUAUCAGUGAGUCAAAACAAACACUUUGGGGAAAAAUUGACACUAUGCUGUAAAAAUCUGCUAGUAUUAGGACAGACUAUAAAUCAUUAGUAAAUCAUGCUGGAAUGAAAUGAAUACAGUCUUUCACAUCAAUUGAUGUCUUUUCUAAAUCUGAUGGCCACUUAUAAUUCCAAGACACAUGAAUUGAUUUGGAAGAAUUUGUAAAAAUAUAAUCGCCUUGAACAAUUUGAGAGCAAAUUUUUGGUUUUUGGUACUUCAUCGAACAGCAUUUUUCCUGGCAUUAGUUUAGGCUAGAGAGGCAGAGUGAUCCUCACUCUUCCCUGGUAGUUCCUAAGUAAUUAAGAAUAAAUAAGUUCCAAAAGUAUUUGCAGCUGGAGUCUUAAUGUCAACUGUACAUGGCUGUUUGAGUCACCCCACACAGUGUCUUUAGAGCUAAUCUCUGCUACCUUUUUAACUCUCAGGCUUUUUGAAUGGCUUCAUUUCAGAUUUGAUUAAUUUCUCCCCCAAAAUGCAUGUCAUGUAUUCUCAAUAGGCUGAUUCCCAGCAAUCAAUAAAUGAACACACAUAAAAACUC
Phacochoerus africanus (Common warthog) is the source of this 2821-nucleotide messenger RNA. RefSeq names its product asparaginyl-tRNA synthetase 1 (gene NARS1). Gene Ontology annotation, cellular component: cytoplasm. The transcript is spliced from 15 exons. Lineage: Eukaryota; Metazoa; Chordata; Mammalia; Artiodactyla; Suidae. Gene Ontology annotation, biological process: asparaginyl-tRNA aminoacylation. Gene Ontology annotation, molecular function: asparagine-tRNA ligase activity; nucleic acid binding; ATP binding. Bases 144 to 1823 code for a protein of 559 amino acids. The record is from RefSeq and is a predicted model, not a curated record.